UUUUAAUUUUAAAAUAUAAGAUAAAAACUGAACUAAUUUAUAAAAUAUUCAUCACAAAAGUGCAUUGAUUAGACACAUAAAACGUUAACUUGAAAGACACUUCACUUAUAGUAGUAGUCGUCGUAGGUUUGUGUAGUAUUUUCCUGUUUACAUUAACAUUGUAAUAAUUACUAAGUAGGUAGCUUUGGUACAAGUUACAACCCCAAUAAGUGUUUGCGGUUUGUAGAGAGCAUUAACUAUUUAAAAGAAUUUAUUUAUAUUUUAAAACCAAUGGAUAUCAUUAUAAAAGUUAAUAACCAAUCAAAUGGGAGAGACAAACUUGCAAGGUUAAUACAGUACACAAGUCGUCUUGUAUGGCAUCAACUAGAGUCUCGACACGCAAAUAAAUACUCUGUUGACAGGAUUAAAAGCCUCGAGAAUACUUUCAGUACUUUUAGAAAAGUUCUAAGAUUGGGAAGGUGUGUCGACAUCUUUUAUAUUGCAUUAAAUACAAUGAGUAUAGAUGACCCAAUUAUAAGGACAUCAAUGACACUAAGUAAAGUUGCUCAUGGGUUAUUUCUAUUCGCGGAUCACAUUGUAUGGCUCACAAAAAGUGGGUUUUUGAAAACAGAUGCAGAUAGUUGGAACACAACUGCUUAUAAAUUUUGGUUGCUCUCAAUCAUAGCUAAUUUAGUCCGAGAUGUCUACGAAAUAAUGCACAUUCUUGAUAUUAACAGCUCAAAAUUGCUGAGACCAUCUUAUUUACUAAACAAUGCUUUGAAGACAGAUUUCUACACAAGACUAAAGCAUAUGCAAACAUUUCUUAAUUGCCAUCAAGAUGUUUUUAUUGAUACAUUGAAGAAUUCUUGUGACAUCUUCAUACCCUUGACUGCGUUGGGUUUCACCAGAUUCAGCCCGAGUGCUGUGGGUGCUUUUGGUGCAAUUUCGUCUAUAGCUGCACUGGCAACUAUUGUAAAACCAUUGCAUAAAUUGGCCUCCUCAUAAUUGAUUUAUGCCUUCCAAUAUACUAAAAACUAG
Messenger RNA from Aricia agestis (brown argus), 1017 nucleotides. It is a transcript of the gene Pex11ab, whose product is annotated as peroxisomal membrane protein 11B. Gene Ontology annotation, cellular component: peroxisomal membrane. Lineage: Eukaryota; Metazoa; Arthropoda; Insecta; Lepidoptera; Lycaenidae. The record is from RefSeq and is a predicted model, not a curated record. Bases 271 to 984 code for a protein of 237 amino acids. Gene Ontology annotation, biological process: peroxisome fission; regulation of peroxisome size. The transcript has 3 exons.